GCUGCGACGCGUUGUUGUUUUACUUAAAUUUUAUGUUCUAUUUCUCUGAUUUCUCUGAUUCUUUUUGUUGCUGAAAUUAAGUUUUUGCUGUCAAUAAAUACUCAAAAUCCCAGGAUGUGAUGAGUGAUUCGGACGAUACGGAUGUCCUGCUGCUGAUUCCACCGGAUUUCUUUAGCAUCGAGACAACCAGCGCUACACCCGUUUCACUCCCAGCUGAAUGUGGUUUUCGUUACUACAGUGAAUUCCCCCGAUCACUGGAUCUUUUGAGCGCCUACAACGGAUCAAUUGGAAUAAAUUCUUACAAAAGCUCCAUUCCAACGAUGAGCGGACAGCGAAGCACCUUCGGUCAGGAAUAUCCCGGCGGUAAUUGCGGCUUCCAAACACACAUGGAUGGCGGCAACAAUAUGUACUAUUCAACACCCAUCAAAGGACAUCUGGGAACGAACCAGAAGCCACAGCCUAACAAUCACUUUUUUCUUAACGAAAUUGAUCAUUUCCUACAAGUAGGACCCAAACCAAGCAACCAGUCGCUUGCUCCGCAGGAAGGAGCUUCCAAAAGCCCUGACCAAUCACUCAUCGACUUGAAUAGCAUUUCAAUCCACGAGUUUCCCUCAUUAACGGCCAGCGAUUUUAACGGCUUCAGUAGAACGUCAACCAACACUGCCGUUCCGCAGAAACCUCCCCGAAAGGAGCUGUUACCACCGUCCGGCAGUAGGUCUUCGAUCAACACCAGGCCCCCGAUGCUUAGUUUGAACGAAAUUUGGAACAGCAAUACAAUCAACCAGGAAAGCUCCAAAGUACAGGAAGAACGCCUCAGGAGACAACACUGCGAACGGAAUAUUCAGGCCUUGCAAACGAAGCUGCUCGAGUACGAACAGAAGAUUGCGGUUGCCAUCGAUGUAGAUAAGGAAAAGGAAGCGAUGAUUCUGCGACUGGAGGAAGAUGGGAUUCGGCAAAAUCGCGAAGUCCGAGACAUGGAACAGAAACACACCGAAGGACAGGAAAGACUGCUGCAGGAAAACUUGGAAACCAAAAACAAAAACCUCUUCUUGGAAAAAGAACUUUCCGAAACGAUCGCCGUCGUACGCAAACUGCAGGACAAAAACGAAUCGCUGGAAUCGAAAGUGGAAAGUCUUACUACUGCCAACCGCGACGUGACCGAUGUGCAUAAAACCCAGCUCAGAGACCUGGAAAUCCGACUAUCCAACAGUAAGGAUAGCGAGCGCAGCCUGAAGGAACAAAUGGCAAAACUUAGAAAAGCCAACGAACAGCUGAAGGAUCAACUUGAAGUAGAACGCAAGAAAUCCGAGGAUAGCAAUAAACUGAGAGCAGACUAUGCUUCACUUAAGGUUAAGACUGAUAAUUUAAGCAGAAAGUUUACCGAAAUAAACGCACAAAACGAAUCAAUCAGGGAACAAGUGAAAGAUCUGAAAGCAGAAGCAGAAGCUCAUUUAGAAGAGAAGAAAAAACUUAUAAAGGAGCUGGAUGUGCAACGGUUAUCGCUCAAGAAAUACUACCAAUCUCAGCUAGAAGAUGUCGUUACUGAUAAGCUCAAAGAAUUCCAGAAACAGCUAACGUUAGUUGAGGAUCAACUUAAAUCUGAAGCAAAAAAGAAGGAAAGGCUUAUUGCCGAACGUGCAAUCAAGCAGAUUGAACUGAUCAAUCAAACCACCGAACAAGAGAUCAAACUCCUCAAUGAAAAAUACAACGAACAAGAAUCGCUCUACCGACUGCAACUGACCAACUCGUCGAAAACUAUCUACGAAUUGGAGGAAAGGCUGUCCUCAUAUCAGCACAGAAGAGCCGACAUCGCCGAACAGCUUCACUCAAUCAUGGAGACCCAAUGGCAGAAAGCCUUAGAAGUGCUAACAUCUCCUGCCACGGCCGGAGCUGAAGAAGCACCACAUAUGCCAAACCGUUUCAACAGGCUGUCGGUUGAUCACAUCGACAAAGAUCAACUGGAUGGGGUUAGAACAUUGAAAGGUGUAGCAGAAAACGAGACGUUCCAUACGCCCGUGAGUAGCCGACAGCAGAAACAGACGGGGAAUUCUGAUGAUCGAAGCACUUUGCCACGCGAUUUGCUGCAUAAUUACAUUCAACUGCUGCUGGAGAAAUCGCCGAGCGAUUUGAAAGGCUUAGAUGGUAUGCUAGCGAGCUGUAAAAAGGAGCCAAAAGACAAGUCUGUCGUGUGUCAUAGUAUGGGAAAAGCACCCAACGGGAUAUUCAAUUCGGCUUCCAAUUUGAGUCAGCUCAGCAAAACAAUUGGGAAAACGCCAAGGCCUUGGAAGUGAAUCUUUAUGCUAAUUAGAAUGAAAUUAUUGUCGAAAUAUUCAUGAAUCGUACUUUUGCUGUAUUUGUAAAUACUUCACCCUAAGUAAAUAA
Molecule: messenger RNA, 2382 nt
Organism: Ochlerotatus camptorhynchus
Lineage: Eukaryota; Metazoa; Arthropoda; Insecta; Diptera; Culicidae
Gene: Cnb
Product: Centrobin
Exons: 2
Coding region: 120-2291 (723 amino acids)
Biological process (GO): centrosome separation; regulation of cilium assembly; mitotic cytokinetic process
Cellular component (GO): centriole; centrosome
Source: RefSeq, a predicted model, not a curated record